AUGCCAAAGGCUACUGCUUCAUCUUCAUAUCCCGUAUCAGGGCUCUUCGGCGUAAUCAAACCUUCUGGACCGACCAGCAUGUCUAUUGUAAAUGAUAUUCAGCUACUGCUCGCCCGCUCAAAGCUAUUCGUCGAUGCAGACAAGCUGGAAAAAAUGAAGGGUAAGAAGAUAGAUCGUCGUCGCGGAAAGCACGGCCGUGAGGCGAUCAAAGUUGGACAAGGUGGAACUCUUGAUCCGUUAGCAGACGGCGUUUUAGUCAUUGGAGUUGGAAAGGGUACCAAAAAGCUAAAUGAAUUCCUCGGCUGCACUAAGGAAUAUCAAACGACAUGCUUGCUUGGAUGUGAAACAGAUAGCUACGACAGUGAAGGCGCCCGUGUAAGACUGGCACCUUGGAAGCAUGUCACCAAAGAGCAGGUAGAAGCCACAAUUCCCAAAUUCAUAGGUGAAAUAAAACAGGUUCCUCCUAUAUUUUCAGCCUUAAAGAUGGACGGAAAGCCUCUGUAUGAAUAUGCUCGCAAGGGACUUCCUCUUCCACGACCCAUUGAAGAACGUCAGGUUACUGUUGACUCACUGGUGCUUGUAAAAUGGCUAGGCCACGAUCACUCCUUUUCUUGGCCAGAAAAGCAGCUCACCGCCGACGAGAAGAAGGCGCUAGAAGUCGCGCUUCGAAGCAUUCAGGAUGAUUCAGUACUCAAAGAUGAGCCAGAAAUUGUGACAGACGGCCAAUCUCCAUCUGCUUUCGUUUUGAAAAUGAAGGUUUCUGGAGGAACGUAUGUCCGAUCUAUUGUCCAUGACCUUGCACAUGCCAUCGAUUCCGCUGGGCAUGUCGUCACCUUGACACGCUCGCGUCAAGGAAGAUUUGUCCUUGACCCUGUCGAAGACGGCGACCGUGGAUGUAUCCCAUGGGAAAUCUUUGAAAGGGCAUUGGCUGAUGUCGGUGACGUUGACGAAGACGGCUGGACGGAAUGGGAAAGGGAAGUCAUCAAACAUCUGGAAAUUGUUUGA
Psilocybe cubensis is the source of this 1005-nucleotide messenger RNA. RefSeq lists its product as uncharacterized. The record is from RefSeq and is a predicted model, not a curated record. Gene Ontology annotation, molecular function: pseudouridine synthase activity; RNA binding. Gene Ontology annotation, biological process: tRNA modification; mRNA pseudouridine synthesis. Bases 1 to 1005 code for a protein of 334 amino acids. The transcript has 4 exons. Gene Ontology annotation, cellular component: mitochondrion. Lineage: Eukaryota; Fungi; Basidiomycota; Agaricomycetes; Agaricales; Agrocybaceae.